Molecule: messenger RNA, 423 nt
Organism: Cyanistes caeruleus (blue tit)
Lineage: Eukaryota; Metazoa; Chordata; Aves; Passeriformes; Paridae
Source: RefSeq, a predicted model, not a curated record
GCGGCCGCGGCUCCUCGGUGCUACCGCCGCGGUUUUGCCCGUUGGUUUCAGAACAUCGACGAUGGCACCUCGGACCGGCCUUACAGCCAUGCCUUGGUGGCCGGCAUCGACCGCUACCCGCGUAAGGUGACGGCUGCCAUGGGCAAGAAAAAGAUCGCUAAAAGAUCCAAGAUCAAGUCCUUCGUGAAGGUUUACAACUACAACCACCUGAUGCCCACUCGGUAUUCUGUGGAUAUUCCCCUGGACAAAACUGUGGUCAAUAAGGAUGUGUUCAGGGAUCCUGCUCUGAAACGCAAAGCAAGACGUGAAGCCAAGGUGAAAUUUGAGGAAAGGUACAAAACUGGCAAGAAUAAGUGGUUUUUCCAGAAGCUGCGAUUCUAAAGGUGUAACAGGGUUGCAUCAAUAAAUGUUUAUUAAAAACUA